ACGUGAGAACUUAACUGCUACGCCACCGGGCCGGCCCCCGCUCUGGAGUUCUGGUUGUGGCUGUGGUGCAUGGAGCAGGGUCGGUUGUACAAGGAGUCAUUGCACAACUCUAGGGGGCACCUGCCACUCUCCAGUCAUUGCUGGCGUGUUUGGCUCUUUCGACAGGUUUGCGGCAGGUAGUACUUAUCAAGUCUUGGGGAGGGGGCCUUUUUCUAAUUCUCAAGCCUAUGCCGCCAAGGUAGGCAGCGAGGGAGACAGAUCCCAAUUUGGGUCUGGAUAGUGUUAAGCUCCCUGUCCAGAGGUGUGGGCAGGGCUCAGGGAGCUGCAUUCUCAUACUCAGGGGAGUGACUCCUCACUGUGAGCUGGCAGUGACAGGGCCAGGGUGAUGGGUCCUGGGCUUGCCUGCUGGGCCUCGUGCCUCCUGGGGCCAGCUGACCUUGGCCAGUUUGCUUCUACCUAAGCUCCAUUUCCUGUCUGUGAAUGGGUUUGGGCCUGUACCCUGGUUUCACCCUUGUGGCUCUGGGGUUGUGGUGACACAACUGUCGAGCUGGGUUGGAGGAUUAACAGAGAAACUCCAGGCUGGCUGGUCUGUCUUCCUCUUCUCAUGCUCCCUUCUCUGCUGUGUCCCGGGAGCCUGCUCCACUUAGCCUAAAUUCAGCUUGUGUGUGAGUGUUUGUGUGUGUGUGUUAGGAGGGGGUGAUGCUGUUGGCAGAGUCAGUAUCUCUGGUGGAUGAGGCUUGCACAUUCCUGGGGACAGGGAGCUCACCACCUGUUGUGCCUAGGACAGGAGCCAUGGGGUCUGGAGAAGACCUCCAACCCCACUCCUGUAGCCUUUCCUGGGAUGACCUUUCCUGGGCAGACCCACUGCCCCCAGUUCCCCUCUCUGCAUGAAGGGGGUUUGGGGCUGACUGGGACAGAAACUGACCCUUUUGAAAUGUGAGGAAGGGCCUUCUUUGUUCUGUACUCAUGCCUCUGUUGACACAGCCUUUGUUGAGACACCUUCUUUCCUGUCUCCCCUCCCUGGAACCUGCAGGUGCUUCUAGGCUGCAUCUGUGCCCCAUCAAAGGCAGCUCUCUGUCCUCUAACUUAUCCCUUCCCAGGGUUUUCCUGCUGGGGUCACCUGUGGGGUCUGGGCCGUGCUCUGACCACUCAGACAGGCUUCCUGUCUUCACGCUGCUGCUGAUACCACUGUGCCUCUUGCCAUUCCAGGCAGGGAGAAAACUGCAGAGCAGGCUCAGGCUGGGGACAGAGCCCUGUGGCUCUCCACUGCAGACCCCUCCCAGCCGACUGCCCUGCAAUGCAGCCACUCAGGCAGGGCCAAACCCCCUGCUGGUUCCUGGCUCCUGCACUGCUCAUCUUCCCAGUCACCUGGGUCUGCGGGGGUUAGGGGGCAAUAUCCAGGGGAAGAGCUCAGUCGUAGCACCCCACAUGGGGGCUAUUGAGGAUUUCACAGGAGUGCAUUUGGUGAGUUUCAUCCUGAGCCUGCUCAGGGGCAGUGGGUGACAGGACAAGGCCAGUGUGGGCAGCACUAUCUGGGUGGCUCUGUGUCUCCUUCUAUCUAUCAGAUGGCGCAGCCUCGCAGGGUGGCUGUGGGUUAGGUGUUACAGACGGGGAGUGGGGGGCUCCCAGGGGGCCCCGACACAGCUGGCCAGGGAGCAGUGGAGGGAGCCAUGACCAGGAAGGACUCCUUGUCCUUGGCAGAUAAAGGCUAAGGGGGAAUGGAGAGCAGUGUUCAAGGUCCCCUGGGCUGAGCCUGCAACUGCUUCUGACUUGGGACCUCCUUGGCCGGCUGGUCAGGGACAUGCAGCAACUCGGGGGCAGGUUCAGGGUGGCUGGGAUGGCACUGCUGGGCUGUGUAAGUUUGGACCAGCUCUGGCCCUCUCUGGGCCCUGCCGUUCCAGGCUGUUCAGGUGGUUCCUUGGGCCUGGGGAACUAACAUUCCUGGAUCGGCGGUAGAACCAGUCUGGGCGUGCAGCCCCAGGCUGUGUUCCAGCGAGGCGUCCUGGGCAUCUGGCUGUGGGGUGAGGUGAGGCCUCUCAGAUCUGGGUUCUGGUCUGGUGCCGGCAGCCCUCCUGCUCCACUGCCUCAGGAACCAUCUCUGGGACACUGGGGUGGCCCUGGGGUUCAGAUGCUCUGAGCAGGAACAGGGCGAGCCAGUGGGGUCCCCAGCCUGCAUCUCACCUGAGGGGCUCGCCAGCAGACUACCCUUUGGAGGGAACUGAGUCCAGGAGAGGGGGCCCACCUGCUCUGUCACCACAGCUCUCUUUCACUGUUGGGGCCACACUCCUUGUCUGCUGCCACUGCCACGGGGACCCCAAGGGUCACUGCUGUCACGGCCCCUCCCACCACCCGCCCAGGGCCCUCCCAGGUCUAUGUGAACUUUAAUCACCUGCUGACAGGCCGAACACGGCACUUCCGUGCUGUAGUGACAUCAGCAUCUGGCCGUCCUCCCUGUCAGGCUGGACCUCUCUCAGAGGACUGCCUCCUCCUACCCCGCUCAGACGCCUUCGACGGGGCGCCCCGCCGGCCUCUUGCCCCUUGGGACCGGGUGAGCACGAGGACGAGGAGGCUGCGUGGCCGGGGUGUCUCUCUGGAGCGGGUUCUGUGGCCACGGGCUCCUGCAGAGCGUGAGGGAGACCCAGUUGUUUCGCCAGCCGUUUCAGGCAAACCCUCGCAGCUCGUGUGACCACCUCCCCAGGCAAGGUGCCCCUCCUGUCUGCUGAGGAAGAGCCAUGAAGAAGCGGUACCUGGUACUGGCCCUGCUGUCUGCGGCCCUGGUGCUCCUCAUCGUCGGCCUCUGCCUCUGGCUGCCCUCCUCCUCCAGGCCACCCACCCACGUGUACGCCAGGGCAGCCGUGGCGGCGGACGCCAAGCACUGCUCGGAGAUCGGGAGGGAUGUGCUGCAAGAGGGCGGCUCGGCGGUGGACGCUGCCAUUGCGGCCCUGCUGUGCGUGGGGCUCAUGAACGCCCACAGCAUGGGCAUCGGGGGCGGCCUGUUCCUCACCAUCUACAACAGCAGCACGCGAAAAGCUGAGAUCAUCAAUGCCCGAGAGGUGGCCCCUGGGCGGGCCUUUGCCAGCAUGUUCAACAGCUCGGAGCAGUCACAGCAAGGGGGGCUGUCGGUGGCGGUUCCCGGUGAGAUCCGAGGCUAUGAGCUGGCGCACCAGCGGCACGGGCGGCUGCCCUGGGCCCGCCUCUUCCAGCCCAGCAUCCAGCUGGCCCGCGAGGGCUUCCCUGUGGGGAAGGGCUUGGCGGCAGCCCUGGCGAAAAGUCAGGCUGCGAUUGAGGGACAGCCCGCGCUGUGCGAGGUAUUCUGCCGCAAUGGAAAAGUGCUGCAGGAAGGGGACAAAGUGACCAUGUCGCGGCUGGCCGACACGUACCAGACGCUGGCCUCGGAGGGCGCCAAGGCCUUCUACAACGGGAGCCUCACAGCCCAGAUCGUCAAGGACAUCCAGGCGACUGGGGGCAUCGUGACAGCCGAGGACCUGAACAACUACCGUGCGGAGCUGAUCGAGCAGCCGCUGAGCAUCAGCCUUGGGGACGCCCAGCUCUACAUGCCCAGCGCCCCGCUCAGUGGACCGGUGCUGGCCCUCAUCCUCAACAUCCUCAAAGGGUACAACUUCUCCCGGGAGAGCGUGGAGACCCCUGAGAGGAAGGGCCUGACCUAUCACCGCAUCGUGGAGGCCUUCCGGUUCGCCUACGCCAAGAGGACCCUGCUCGGGGACCCCAAGUUUGUCAAUGUGACCCAGGUGAUCCACAACAUGACCUCUGAGUUCUUCGCUGCCCAGCUUCGGGCCCGGAUCUCCGACGACACCACUCACCCGACCUCCUACUAUGAGCCUGAGUUCUACACUCCAGAUGGCGGGGGUACCGCCCACCUGUCCGUGGUUGCGGAGGACGGCAGCGCCGUGUCAGCCACCAGCACCAUCAACCUCUACUUCGGUUCCAAGGUGCGAUCGCUGGUCAGCGGGAUCCUGUUCAACGAUGAGAUGGAUGACUUCAGCAGCCCCAACAUCACCAACGAGUUUGGGGUGCCCCCCUCACCGGCCAACUUCAUCAAGCCAGGGAAGCAGCCGCUCUCUUCCAUGUGCCCGGCGAUCAUCGUGGGCCGGGACGGCCAGGUCCGCAUGGUGGUGGGUGCUUCCGGGGGCACGCAGAUCACCACGGCCACCGCGCUGGCCAUUAUCCACAGCCUGUGGUUCGGCUACGAUGUGAAGCGGGCGGUGGAGGAGCCCCGGCUACACAACCAGCUCCUGCCCAACACCACGACGCUGGAGAGAGACAUUGACCAGGCGGUGGUUGCAGCCCUGAAGAGCCGGCACCACCAAACGACAGUGACUCCCACCUUCAUCGCUGUGGUGCAGGCCAUUGUCCGCACGGCUGGUGGCUGGGCGGCUGCCUCAGACUCCAGGAAAGGAGGGGAGCCUGCCGGCUACUGAGUACCCAGGAUGGGGAAGGCUGACUGGCAACCCAGGGAAGAGAUGCCCACUGGGGCCAGGAGUGGGACUUUGGGGGACGUGCUUCCCCUGUAAGUGGCAAAGCAGUGCAAUAAAUAAGGGUCGCAGCGCCAGGCUCUGGGCAGUUUGGCCAGUCAGCUCCCAGUCCCUGUACCUUAGCAU
Equus caballus (horse) is the source of this 4619-nucleotide messenger RNA. Lineage: Eukaryota; Metazoa; Chordata; Mammalia; Perissodactyla; Equidae. The record is from RefSeq and is a predicted model, not a curated record.